Messenger RNA from Manacus vitellinus (golden-collared manakin), 2689 nucleotides. It is a transcript of the gene C1QB, whose product is annotated as complement C1q B chain. The transcript has 10 exons. Lineage: Eukaryota; Metazoa; Chordata; Aves; Passeriformes; Pipridae. The record is from RefSeq and is a predicted model, not a curated record. Bases 65 to 2689 code for a protein of 874 amino acids. Gene Ontology annotation, molecular function: protein binding.
CUUCCAGCAAACUGAGCUGCUGCUCACUCUGGUCUGCCUUGACCCCCUGCACCGAGGAGGCAGGAUGCAACCCGAAUUUUGGCUGGGGAUCAGCACCCUGGCAGCAGUGCUGAGCACAGCCCUGCUGGAGAAUGGAGUCUGCCGGGCACCAGAUGGCAAGGAUGGCUUCCCUGGAGUGCCUGGCCGUGAUGGGAGGCCAGGGCAGAAGGGUGACAUGGGAGAGCCAGGGAAACCAGCGCCAAGGACGGGCAUCCAGGGACCCAAAGGGGAUGCAGGUGACCCCGGCCCUCCUGGCAUUCCAGGGAACCGCGGCCUCCCUGGCCUCCCUGGCGUCACUGGGAUGCCAGGGCUGCCAGGGUUCAAGGGGGAGAAGGGGCUACCCGGCAAUACCCUGGAGCAGCCACGCCCUGCCUUCUCCGCCUCGCGGAGGUCCCCGCCGUCCAUGGGCAGGACGGUGGUGUUCGACAACAUCAUCACCAACGAGGAGAACUCCUACAGCCCCCAGACGGGGCAGUUCACCUGCCGCAUCCCCGGGCUCUACUACUUCGCCUACCAGGUGGUCUCCAGCGGGGACCUGUGCCUGAGCAUCACCAAGAACAGGGAGGAUGUCGUCAGCUUCUGCGACAACAACAGCGUCGGCAUCCUGCAGGUGAACUCGGGCAGCAGCGUCCUCAGCCUGGCCCCGGGCGACCAGGUGUCCGUGACCACCCACCCCGCCCGGGGCAGCUCCAUCUACAGUGGCUCCGAGGCUGACAGCGUCUUCAGCGGCUUCAUGCUCUUCCCACAGACAGUGGCACGAGUGCAGGUCUCGCUAGACAGCCAAGAAAGUGCUCACUCAGCAGAAACAGCCAGGCAGAAGGAUGUGAAACUCUGCUGGGGACAGCUGGGGGUUCUGGGUCCCCAAGGGCCUUUCCCAAAUCUGCAGCUUCCUCUAACCAAAAUGGAGCAGAGAUUCUGGGAGCAGCUCAGUCUGGCCCUCACCCUCCUCCUCCUGCAUGUGGGCUCUGCUGUGAAUGGAGAUGCCCCUCACAACUGCUAUGGAGCUCCAGGCCUGCCAGGAAUGCCGGGUAUGCCAGGCAAGGACGGCCGGGAUGGGCUGAAGGGAGCCAAAGGGGAGCCAGGUAUCCCAGCUCCUCCUGCAGUGCAAGGGCCCAAGGGCAUGAAAGGGGAACCGGGCAGCCCUGGCUUGCCAGGCAAGAAGGGUCCCAGUGGCCUUCCUGGUCCCGCUGGAGACCCUGGGGUGAUAGGCCUGCCUGGAGAGCCAGGAAUGCCAGGCAGCUACAAGCAGAAGCACCAGUCAGCGUUCUCAGUGACGAGGCAGACCAAGGAGCACCCCUUGAGGAACGUCCCUGUGAUUUUCAACCACGUCAUCACCAACACCAACCACGACUACAACACCACCACGGGCAAGUUCACCUGCAAACUCCCCGGGCUCUACUACUUCGUCUUCCACACCUCGCAGACAGCCAACCUCUGCACCAUCCUGCACAAGAACCAGAGGAGGAUGGCCAGCUUCUGUGACCACAAGACCAACACCAUGCAGGUCAGCUCGGGGGGGCUCCUGCUCCACCUGGCUGCUGAGGACCAGGUCUGGCUGGGAGUGAACGACUACAACGGCAUGGUGGGCAUCGCCAACUCUGACAGCAUCUUCUCAGGGUUCCUGCUCUUCCCAGACGUUCAGCCAGGUGUCCUGGGGCUGCAGCAGCCCCUUUGCCAUGACCUGGCUGUGGAAAGUGUCAAUAAAUCCUUCCCCAGUGCACCUGAGAGCACUCGUGGAGGAUGUGAAACUGCCACGGACAAAAGGGCAGGAGCUAAAGAUAAAAAAACGGGAUGUGUCCCAGAUCCUUUCACAAUAACUCCUGCAGCCAACUUCUGCUUCUCCUCGCAGGCAUUUCCAAGCAGGACGCUGGUGUGUCCCACUCCACCUCCCCACCCAAGCAACAAGGAGCUCAAGAUGUGGAUCGUGUGGGUGAUGCUGAUCUGCCUGGCUGAAGGGCAGCUUGCCAGUGCCACACUCUGCAAGACCUACGGCACCAUCCCAGGCAUCCCAGGCUCACCAGGACGACCUGGCAGCAAUGGCAGAGAUGGGGAGGAUGGCCCAAAGGGCGAGCAAGGACCUCCUGGUCGGGCGGAGCAUGAAGGAGACCUGGGGGAGAAGGGAGACCCGGGAGAGCCGGGGUACCCGGGGAAGGUCGGCCCCAGGGGCCCACCAGGUGCCAGGGGAUUACCAGGUCUCAUCGGAUUACCUGGCCCGCCGGGGGACUCUGGAGACUACCAGGCCACCCUCAAGUCUGCCUUCUCCGCUGCCAGGAGCAUCAGCACCUACCCCCGCCGGGAGCAGCCCGUCCGCUUCGACCGCGUCGUCACCAACGAGAGGGGCCACUACGAGAACCGCUACGGCCGCUUCCUCUGCCGCGUCCCCGGCAUCUACUACUUCACCUACCACGUCACCUCCAGGGGCAACCUCUGCCUCAGCUUCAAAAAGGGGCGAGGCGGCAGCAGGGGGGAGAAGGUGGUGACCUUCUGUGACUACGUGCACAGCAGCUUCCAGGUCACCACGGGCGGCGUGGUCCUCAAGAUGGCAAUGAACGAGUCUGUCUGGCUGGAGCCCACGGAGAAGAACUCCCUGGUGGGGAUCGAGGGGUCCGACAGCAUCUUCUCCGGCUUCCUCGUCUUCCCUGAGGCUUAG